Molecule: messenger RNA, 4783 nt
Organism: Yamadazyma tenuis ATCC 10573
Lineage: Eukaryota; Fungi; Ascomycota; Pichiomycetes; Serinales; Debaryomycetaceae
Gene: RSP5
Product: NEDD4 family E3 ubiquitin-protein ligase
Biological process (GO): ubiquitin-dependent protein catabolic process; protein polyubiquitination
Cellular component (GO): cytoplasm
Molecular function (GO): ubiquitin protein ligase activity; protein binding
Source: RefSeq, a predicted model, not a curated record
UUAUCUCACUUUCUAUUACCAUGGACUUUUACCAACCCACCCUCCUUUUCAGACAAAACGCCAUCAGAAGAAGUCCUGAAAGCAGCCAGCUGAGUUUGGACUUGGUUGAGUACAAAACAAGAAACCCUUCUUGGAUCUUCGACCCCAACACUUCCAGAGACACAAAGAUUCUCAACAAGAUCUGCUCUCUUGACAGACUCAACAUCAAAUCCAACUAUUGGAAAAUCCCUGAUAAUAACAUGAACUUGACAGCUAUGGCCAUAAAAACAAAUGAUAAUAAUGGAACCCUCGCCAUUUCAUCAGCAAACGAUAAUUCCAACCUCUUCAUCUAUGAGGUCGACCUUCAGGAUGCAUAUCUCAAGCACCACAACACAAUUUCACUUCCAAACAUCCAUGCCAUGAAAUGGGUUCCAGGAACAUCAAACCUUUUAGUGACCGGUAACAGCAAGGGGUACGGCCAUUUGAUAUCGGUACCGGAGCCUGGAAAUCAAACAAGUGCAGAAAUAGUAAAGAGAUUCAACCACAGAAAACAUCUACGGUCUAUUAACAAAGACUCGAGCAUCCUCCACCAGUCUUCAUCUAAAAUCGAUAAAAUGGCAUUCAACUCAAACCGGCUGUUGAUCAGUAUCUAUGAUAACAAUCUCUUCAACUGGGAUGUUAAUGAUUGUACGGCAGCAGCCAGACCUAAACCUGUUUCGAUCACCAGCAUCAACGGACUUGCCAAUUUCGAUACUUCUCCCAAUGCCAACGUUCUCGGGAUCUGUGGACGGUUUGGUGUGUCAAUAUUUGACCUCCGUGACCCACAAUUUUCAGUUCCCAGGGCAGUUGAAAAUGAGUGCAAGAAAACCAAGUUGGGUUCCAAUUUGAUCAAAUGGUCCGACGACGAGUAUAUUUUCGCAGCCAGCCAUUUGGAUGGAGUAAUAAGGUUGUGGGAUGUGAGAAAACAAGAUUGUUUCGGAACACUAAAUGCCCAGCAUGGCAGCCUGGUUAGCAGUAUGCAAUGGGUUGAUGGUGAUCUUUUCAGUGGUGGCCGUAAUGGACACAUUAUUCAUUGGGAUUUGACGAGUGAUAUCACCGACUACGAUUACGAUUUACAACGGUGCGGUGUUAAAGAAGGGCUCAAUAGUGUUCAGUUCGACCCGGUGGCCAACCAGGCUGACGAUAUCGCGGGCCAGAGACUGUGUGGUACUAUUCUUCCUGCUUCCAACACGAGCAUUAUUUCACUUGAAACAGUCGAAACAGUCGACGAUUUGAAGGUUUUAUCCAUUGAUGGAAGCUCUUUCUUUGGACUCCAUUCACGCAUAUACGAUGCUGUGGAUGUACAGUACCGCUCACAGAAACUCUACUAUACCCACGAUGACCUCGUCAUGAUGGGUGAACGCUCGGACGAGACCUUGGUCAAUGAUACAGGCCUGAUCCAUAGCCUAGAGAAGCCACUUGCUAUCACUAGGAAAAAUACCACAGCAUCGUCGGCCAAAUCAAUUUCCAGAAACAACUCCAUUUCUGUGGUCCGCAACACCUCGAUGGCUUCUCACAAGUCCAUCACAUCCAUUAGGUCCACCAAUUCUGUCGCUGAAAUUGAAGUACCCACCGGUUCUACUGACACCCUUCUCAAUAUGCCGAUUGAGACAGCAGAACUUGAUGUGGACUUCAAGUUUGGGCCAGCAUCGAGGUCCAACAGUCAAAGCCUGAGUCUGGUGGUUAUGUCGCCCGAGUCGCUCAACUCAUUUGCUGCUUCUUUCGACUCGGUGGCCACCACUGUGGACGAGCAACCGGUCCCAGAAGCGUCCACACAUAAGUACACGCUUUCAGAUAUCCAAUUCGAUGACGACCUUAGUUUUGGCAUCAACAGUUCGUACUUAGUAACAUAGUAUAUAGUCAGCAUAGCAUACACCUUUUUCGCAUCCACAGUUCAGUUGGCUUUGCUCAGCCGAACAAUUCGCACCUGCGGGGCGUGUCGGGACCACCUCGCAAAAGGGUGAAAUGACAAAUUUUACAUAAGGUAAAAAUUCGUAACAACCUAUCUAUCCUCCAUUGUGGUUCUGAAAGUUUGUCAUUGCAUUUGUUGGUUUAUUUCGAACAAUAGACGUUUGCAGAUAUUCGUCAAUCCUUGUGAAUUCACUCCUGUCGACUGAUUUGUUGAUUCCCUCAUUAUCCUUUGUAUUUAUUGCAUAGCUGGGAUUCCUUUUCAUUUGAGUCAUCCCAUACGGCCUACCACAAACAAUCAGUUGUGUUGAUUAUUAGUGCCGGAGAAUAUUUACAUACUUGUUUGACUGUUUUUGCAUACCUUAGGUUCGAUUCGUUCUUUUCCCAAUUGCUAACAUGUCAUCGUCCAGAACUUCUCCUAUUAGCGUGAAAGUGGUGGCUGCCGAAUCUCUUUAUAAGCGAGACGUGUUUCGCCAACCCGAUCCAUUUGCCGUCAUCACCGUCGACGGCUCACAGACAAAAACUACCAAAACUGCAAAGAAGACUUUGAACCCCUAUUGGAAUGAAUCAUUUAAAUUCAGUUCAAGUGAAGACUCGAUAUUGGUCAUUCAAGUGUUUGAUCAGAAGAAGUUCAAGAAAAAAGAUCAGGGGUUUUUGGGUGUUGUUAACAUCAGAAUUGGUGAUGUUAUAGACUUGUCCUUGCCCAACUCCGAAGAAACCAUCACUCGAGACUUGAAAAAGUCAAAUGAAAAUUUGGCUGUCAGCGGGAAAAUCAUUGUCGUGAUAAGCCAUAACCCUUCCGGCGCUAAUGGUGCAAGCAGCAGCCCCAGAUCUCUGGCCUUAGCGAACGGUUCCACCACACCUACACCUGGUCCACCUCCUGCCGCGGGUACCGCGAGUGCCGCCGGAACUGCUGCAAACAAACAGUACUCCUCUUUUGAAGAUCAGUAUGGAAGAUUACCACCAGGAUGGGAACGGAGAACCGACAAUUUCGGCCGCACUUACUACGUUGACCAUAAUUCUAGAACAACUACUUGGCAAAGACCUAACUUGGACCAAUCUGAAACAGAAAGAGGCCAACAAAGAGAGGAUACCACUGAAGCCGAAAGAAGACAACACAGAGAUCGUACUUUGCCUGGUGAAAGCUCUGCGGGUAGCUCUGCCACUAGUGGUAACGUUACUGUGAAUGCGAGUGGUGCCAAUACCCCCGUGAGUCCCGCUGCUGCUGUUUCAAUGGCUGCUACCGGGGCUACCACCAGUGGGUUAGGGGAACUUCCAAGUGGUUGGGAGCAACGAUUUACCAAUGAAGGAAGACCUUAUUUUGUUGACCAUAAUACGAGAACGACCACCUGGGUGGAUCCGAGAAGACAACAGUACAUAAGAACUUUUGGUCCUAACACAACUAUCCAACAACAGCCUGUGAGCCAGUUGGGUCCUUUACCAUCUGGGUGGGAAAUGAGAUUAACAAACACGGCCAGAGUAUACUUUGUGGAUCAUAAUACCAAAACAACUACCUGGGAUGACCCUAGAUUACCUUCAUCAUUAGAUCAAAACGUUCCUCAGUACAAGAGAGAUUUCAGAAGAAAGGUGAUUUACUUCAGAUCUCAACCGGCGUUGAGAAUUUUACCGGGCCAAUGCCAUAUCACUGUUAGAAGAGAUCAUAUUUUCGAAGAUUCAUAUCAAGAAAUCAUGAGACAAACUCCUGAAGACUUGAAGAAGAGAUUAAUGAUCAAGUUUGACGGAGAAGAAGGUUUGGAUUAUGGUGGAGUGUCCAGAGAAUUCUUCUUCUUGUUGUCCCACGAUAUGUUCAACCCAUUUUACUGUUUGUUCGAAUACUCUUCUCAUGAUAAUUACACCUUACAGAUCAAUCCUAACUCGGGUAUAAACCCAGAACAUUUGAACUACUUCAAGUUCAUUGGUAGAGUGGUUGGUUUGGGUGUUUUCCACAGAAGAUUCUUGGAUGCUUUCUUUGUCGGUGCAUUGUAUAAGAUGAUGUUACGCAAGAAGGUUGUAUUGCAGGAUAUGGAGGGUGUUGAUGCUGAAUUCUACAGAUCGUUGAAGUGGAUAUUGGAUAACGACAUCACUGAUGUGUUGGACUUGACAUUCAGUGCUGAAGAUGAGAGGUUUGGUGAAAUUGUUGAAGUCGAUUUGAAGGAAGAUGGUAGAAACAUUGAAGUGACCGAAGAGAACAAGCACGAAUACGUUGAAUUCAUAACCGAAUGGAAGAUUUACAAGAGAGUUGAAGAGCAGUUCAAGGCCUUUAUAAGUGGAUUCAACGAAUUAAUUCCUCAAGAACUUGUUAAUGUCUUUGAUGAAAGGGAAUUAGAAUUAUUAAUUGGUGGUUUGGCUGAGAUCGAUGUUGAAGACUGGAAGAAACAUACUGAUUACAGAGGAUACCAGGAAAGUGACCAAGUCAUCCAAUGGUUCUGGCAAUGUAUCAAGGAAUGGGACUCAGAACAGAAGGCUAGGUUAUUGCAAUUUACCACUGGUACUUCCAGAAUCCCUGUGAAUGGAUUCAAAGACUUACAAGGUUCAGACGGUCCAAGAAGAUUCACCAUUGAAAAAGCCGGUGAAUCAAAUCAAUUACCCAAGUCACACACUUGUUUCAACAGAGUUGAUUUACCACCUUAUACUGAUUAUGAGAGUUUGAAACAGAAAUUGACGUUGGCCGUGGAGGAGACAGUUGGAUUUGGUCAAGAAUGAGGAGGGGGUCAUAUUUUUCCAACUUUUAUUUUAAUUUUACAAGCUUCUUUCAUUUCUCAAUCAAAACAUGCUUCUUACAUCCACGGGUUCAUAGGGACGACCCUGAUUUUAAUAGUUUAUACAUAAUUAAAGAACAUGGUAUCAUUGCUUUGAA